Colossoma macropomum (tambaqui) is the source of this 1978-nucleotide messenger RNA. It is a transcript of the gene cct8, whose product is annotated as chaperonin containing TCP1, subunit 8 (theta). The transcript is spliced from 16 exons. Gene Ontology annotation, cellular component: chaperonin-containing T-complex. Gene Ontology annotation, biological process: protein folding. NCBI's taxonomy places the organism in Eukaryota, Metazoa, Chordata, Actinopteri, Characiformes, Serrasalmidae. The coding region runs from base 1 to 1677 and encodes 558 amino acids. Gene Ontology annotation, molecular function: ATP binding; ATP-dependent protein folding chaperone; ATP hydrolysis activity. The record is from RefSeq and is a predicted model, not a curated record.
AUGGCUCUCCACGUCCCCAAAGCGCCGGGCUUCGCCCAGAUGUUGAAGGAUGGCGCGAAGCAUUAUUCAGGUCUGGAGGAGGCCGUUUUCAGAAACAUCCAGGCAUGCAAGGAGCUGGCUCAGACUACAAGAACUGCAUACGGACCCAAUGGCAUGAACAAAAUGGUCAUCAACCACUUGGAGAAACUCUUUGUCACCAGUGAUGCUGCCACCAUUCUGAGAGAGCUUGAGGUCCAGCACCCAGCUGCUAAGAUGAUUGUGAUGGCAUCCCACAUGCAGGAGCAGGAGGUGGGAGAUGGGACUAACUUUGUCCUGGUGUUUGCUGGUGCUCUGCUGGAGCUGGCAGAGGAGCUGCUCCGAAUGGGUCUCUCGGUGUCUGAGGUCAUUGAGGGCUAUGAGAUGGCCUGCAAAAAGGCUCUGGAAAUUCUUCCUGACCUCGUUUGCACCUCUGCUAAAAACCUGCAUGACUUGGCUGAGGCUACCGCUAUGAUUCGUACUGCUGUGAUGAGCAAACAGUACGGAAACGAAGACUUCCUUGCCGAUCUCAUCGCGCAAGCCUGUGUGUCCAUCUUCCCCGAGUCCGGCAAUUUCAAUGUAGAUAAUGUUCGAGUGUGUAAGAUUUUGGGUUCUGGUCUGAAUGCCUCAUCAAUGCUGCAUGGAAUGGUUUUCAAGAAGGAGACUGAAGGAGACAUCACAUCAGUUAAAGAUGCCAAAAUCGCUGUAUUUUCUUGUCCGUUCGACUGCAUGGUUACUGAGACCAAGGGCACAGUGUUGAUAAAGAAUGCUGAGGAGCUGAUGAACUUCAGCAAAGGGGAGGAAGACCUGAUGGAGGCGCAGGUGAAGGCCAUUGCUGGCGUCGGUGCUAACGUGGUGGUGACCGGGGGCAAGGUGGCAGAUAUGGCUUUACAUUACGCCAACAAGUACCAGCUCAUGGUAGUCCGGCUCAACUCCAAAUGGGAUCUUAGAAGGUUAUGCAAAACUGUUGGUGCUGUAGCUUUGCCUAGAAUGACUGUUCCUACUCCAGAGGAGAUGGGGCAUUGUGACAGUGUGUGCCUGACCGAGGUCGGAGACACCCAGGUUGUAGUGUUCAAGCACGAGAAAGAAGAAGGAGCCAUCUCUACGCUGGUGAUUCGAGGCUCCACAGAUAACCUGAUGGAUGAUAUCGAAAGAGCCAUUGAUGAUGGAGUGAACACUUUUAAGGUCCUUGUCAGGGACAAGCGACUGUGUCCUGGUGCCGGAGCUACAGAAAUUGAGCUGGCUAAGCAGAUCAUGUCCUAUGGAGAGUCUUGCCCAGGUUUGGAGCAGUACGCCAUCAAGAAGUUUGCUGAGGCUUUUGAGGCUGUGCCGCGUGCGUUGGCGGAGAACUCUGGUGUGAAGGGCAACGAGCUGAUCUCCAAAUUAUAUGCAGUUCACCAUGAGGGCAACAAAAACAUGGGCUUUGAUAUUGAGGGUGAAGGGCCUGCCAUGAAGGACAUGCUUGAGGCAGGCAUUCUGGAUCCUUACCUGGUCAAACACUGGGGCAUCAAGCUGGCCACCAACGCUGCCAUCACUGUCCUCCGGGUUGAUCAGAUCAUUAUGGCGAAACCAGCAGGGGGCCCCAAAGCUCCCAAACAGCAAGGCCACUGGGACAAAGAUGGAUGGGACGAAGAGCCUGAUAAAUUUGACACACAUCAUUGAUAAGAAACUCCAAAAAUGGGACAGAUCAUCAUGGCCAAGCCAGCUGGUGGACCCAGAGCGCCACAGGAGAAGAAAGACUGGGACGAGGACGACUGAGCUAGCCUUGCCUAAACACCUGCGUACCCUGCGUCCCCUCGUCAGCGUUUCGACUGUUGUUUAUUUAAUAUCAACACCUCGUUUUGUAUUUUUUUUUUUUUUCUUUAGCACAAGCUUUGGAUUCGUUCGUGUGAACAGAAAUGGAUGGCUCUGUAGUUUUUGUGGUCUCAAUAAAAGGCACUUGAGCUGUCACGUAUCUGUCAAA